UUGGCUGUAGAGAGGCAGAGACUCUAAAUGGGGACAUUUAAAGUCAUUGAAUUUUGUAGCAAAGGCUAAAAUUAAUUGAAAAUAAAAAAGAAUCUAUUAAAUUUAAGAGUAUACCUUAAUUUGUAGGAAUCUGAAUCCAGUUUGUUCACAAUCAAUUUGUGGAAAGUGUUCUUCAAACUGCAUCCAUGGCGGACGCAUUCUUCUCCUUCUUCGUUCUCCUCCCUCUGCUCCUCCUCGCCGUCCUCUACUUCCUGGUACGACCCCGCCCCGUCAAGAUCCCAAUCAAGAACCGCCACGUCUUCAUCACCGGCGGAUCGAGCGGCAUCGGCCUCGCACUCGCUCACCGCGCUGCCUCCGAGGGCGCGCGCGUCUCGAUCCUGGCGCGGUCGCCGGAGAAGCUGGAGGAGGCGAAGAACGCCGUCCGGCUUGCUACAGGGAUCGACGUGGCGGUGUUCGCUGCCGAUGUCCGCGACUACGAGGCGGUGAAGAAGGCGGUGGAGGAGGCUGGGCCAAUCGAUGUGCUGAUACUCAACCAUGGCGUGUUCACUGCGUUGGAGCUGGAGAAGAUGGAGCUGAGUGAGGUGAAGUUCACCAUUGAUGUGAAUUUGAUGGGGACGUUGAACAUGAUCAAAGCUGCGUUGCCUGCAAUGAAGGCCAGGAAGGACCCUUUGCCUGCUUCCAUUGCUCUCAUGUCCUCACAAGCUGGUCAGGUGGGAAUUUAUGGUUAUGUAGCUUAUUCAGCCAGUAAAUUUGGUCUCCUUGGUGUAGCACAGUCAUUGCAACAUGAGGUUAUAGCUGAUAAUAUUCAUGUCUCUCUCAUAUUCCCUCCAGACACAGAUACUCCUGGAUUCGUAGAAGAAAACAAAAGAAAACCAGAGCUUACCAAAAUCAUUUCAGCCUCUUCUGGUGCUAUGAAAGCUGAGGAUGUAGCUCAGAAAGCUUUUGAUGGCAUAAAAUGUGGCAGUUUUAUCAUUUCUUGUAAUUUGGAGGGAUUUGCGCUAUCCCUAGCAACUGCAGGUUUAUCACCUCAGAGAUCAUUCUUAAUGGCAUUUCUUGAGGUUGUUGCUGCUGGAAUAAUACGUAUAGUGGCCCUAUGUUUCCAGUGGAGUUGGUUUGGAAGUAUAGAGAAAUGGCACAGUCAAAAGAAGGGUUCUUCCUAAAGGAGGUGAUGCACUCGGAGCUUGGUACGCUGUUUUAGGAGAGUUACAUGCAAAUAAUAGGGUGUUGUUUCUUCUACUCUGUUCUACAAAGGAAAUUCAACUGACUGUUGACAGAUGAGAACUCGAUAUACAUCAAGUUGUUCAAGUUUGUGGUAGUUGAUAGAGAUUAGAGGGUAAAAAAAUGAAAAUACGGUACAUCUCAUUAUCAACUCAGUUUUGUUAAGUGGACAAAAUGAUUAGCAAUUUAGCAUCCUAAAUUUUGAAUCGUUCAUUAUAGAGGAUGGUGUUUGGCUUUCUUUUGCAGAUUUAUUUGUAGUUAUUUGUCUUAAUAUGUACUAUGUGAAGCAUGAAUGAAGAUUUUGGCCCCGUUUGGUUAUUUUUCAAACGGGAAAGUAACA
Messenger RNA from Lotus japonicus, 1558 nucleotides. RefSeq names its product 3-dehydrosphinganine reductase TSC10A. The coding region runs from base 186 to 1160 and encodes 324 amino acids. The record is from RefSeq and is a predicted model, not a curated record. The transcript is spliced from 4 exons. Gene Ontology annotation, cellular component: endoplasmic reticulum membrane. Lineage: Eukaryota; Viridiplantae; Streptophyta; Magnoliopsida; Fabales; Fabaceae. Gene Ontology annotation, molecular function: 3-dehydrosphinganine reductase activity. Gene Ontology annotation, biological process: sphingolipid biosynthetic process.